Messenger RNA from Sphaerodactylus townsendi, 4048 nucleotides. RefSeq names its product DGCR8 microprocessor complex subunit (gene DGCR8). Bases 488 to 2803 code for a protein of 771 amino acids. Gene Ontology annotation, cellular component: microprocessor complex. Gene Ontology annotation, molecular function: heme binding; identical protein binding; double-stranded RNA binding. The transcript has 14 exons. NCBI's taxonomy places the organism in Eukaryota, Metazoa, Chordata, Lepidosauria, Squamata, Sphaerodactylidae. The record is from RefSeq and is a predicted model, not a curated record. Gene Ontology annotation, biological process: primary miRNA processing.
AGCCUGCUUUCGGGACGAGACGUUUAAAGAUGGCGGCGGGGCCGAGCGAGCGGCUCCUCUGAAGGGGGCGAAGCGGAGGCCGCGCGAGAAGACCCCGGCGCCUCCGGGCCGUUCCUUCCCCUCAGCUGGGCUCGGUGGCGGGAAAACUAAGCCAAACUAAAAGGGCGAGCCGUAGAGGAGCGACGGCGGGGAACGCCGGGCAUGGCCCAGGUUGAAAGAAGACAAGGACACCUGCGUGCAGCCAGCGAAGAUGCUCUCCACUUCGACUUCAGCUAUUUAAGCUGAAUGCAUUGUGAUUUCCAGUAAUUGAGACAGUGAUUUUGAAAGCUGUCUACAUUAAUGAAAAGAACAAUGUAGUCAGCUUAACUGAAUCAUCAGUGUUGCAUAUUGAAUAGACCAUGACAAAAACCUAUCCUGACGGACUUCUGCAUGUUAGGAAUAUAGAUUAUAUACUUUAAAGCCUUGUGUUUUUUUUUAAGUUUUAACUAUGGAGACUUAUGAAAAUGCACCUCCCCUUCCAAAAGAGCUAGCCACAGAAGUCAAUGCGGAGAAUGAUUCUUGUCCCCCACCACUGCCGCCUAAUGAACAGCCUCCACCACCUCCCCUGCAAACGUCCAGUGACGCAGAGGUAAUGGACGUUGGCUCUGGUGGUGAUGGACAGUCAGAGACCCCCGCUGGGGACGUGCACACUGUCGGCAGAAUGCAGCUUCUCACGAAGGGAUCUUCAUGCUACAACAGUCGUCUUAUUGUAGAUCCUAACAGCGACCAAAGUCCAAGAACUGCUCGUCAUGCGCCUUCAGUUAGAAAGUUCACCCCUGAUCUUAAGUUGCUUAAAGAUGUAAAGAUUAGUGUUAGCUUUACAGAAAGCUGCAAAAGCAAAGACAGAAAAGUUCUGUACACUGGAGCUGAGCAAGAUUAUGAGGCAGAUUCAGGUUUAGGUAUUAAUAAUGUCAAUGGUGAUGUGCAUGUUUGUCCUUUUGGGGGUAGUAACGGUCAAGCUACACGGGUAGCCGGUGAAACUGAUGACAAAAAAGAUGAUGAGAAUGAUAUAGAUCAAGAAAAGCGAGUGGAGUAUGCAGUUCUGGACGAUUUAGAAGACUUCACUGACAACUUGAUGGAAAUAGAUGAAGAAGGAGGGUUCACGUCUAAAGCGAUUGUUCAGAGAGACAAAGCAGAUGAAGAGACCUUAAAUUAUUCUUAUGAGGAUGAAUUUGAUAAUGAUGUGGAUGCUCUGCUGGAAGAGGGCCUUUGUGUUCCCAAGAAAAGGAAAAUUGAUGAGAAAUAUGCAGGGGAGAGCGACCAUCAAUCUGAUGGAGAGACAAGUGUGCAGCCUAUGAUUACCAAAAUAAAAACCGUUCUUAAAAGUCGUGGCCGCCCUCCUACAGAGCCAUUGCCUGAUGGAUGGAUCAUGACAUUCCAUAACUCAGGCAUUCCUGUAUAUCUCCAUAGAGAAUCCAGAGUUGUUACCUGGUCUAGACCUUACUUCUUGGGAACAGGAAGUAUAAGGAAACAUGACCCUCCUUUGAGUAGCAUUCCUUGUUUGCAUUACAAGAAAAUGAAGGAAAACGAGGAAAGGGAACAAAACGACAUAACUCCAAAUGGCGAAGUAUCGCCUGUGAAACUCACCAAUAAGUCUUUAGAAUCAGAUUGCCGAGCAGAGGAGCCAGACUCCACUGGGGCUGAUUCAGGGACUUUAGAUGAGAAAGAUCCUUCUGGGGGAGAUGCCGCUCAAGGCGCCUUAGGCCAAGUGAAGGCCAAAGUGGAAGUGUGCAAAGACGAAUCAGUAGAUCUUGAAGAUUUCAGACAUUACCUUGAAAAGCGUUUUGAUUUUGAGCAAGUAACUGUAAAAAAGUUCAAAACCUGGGCAGAGAGGCGACAGUUCAACCGUGAGAUGAAAAGAAAACAGGCAGAGUCUGAGCGGCCCAUUCUCCCAGCCAAUCAAAAACUGAUUACCUUGUCUGUACAAGACGCACCUACAAAGAAAGAGUUUGUUAUUAAUCCCAAUGGGAAGUCUGAAGUUUGCAUCCUGCAUGAAUAUAUGCAACGAGUUCUAAAGGUUCGCCCUGUUUACAAUUUCUUUGAAUGUGAAAAUCCAAGUGAGCCUUUUGGAGCCUCUGUUAUUAUUGAUGGAGUGACGUAUGGAGCAGGAACUGCAAGCAGCAAAAAACUCGCCAAGAAUAAAGCUGCCCGAGCUACACUGGAAAUCCUCAUUCCUGACUUUGUUAAGCAGACCGCUGAGGAAAAGCCCAAAGAUAGUGAAGAACUAGAGUAUUUUAACCAUAUCAGUAUUGAGGACUCACGGGUAUAUGAACUGACCAGUAAAGCUGGACUCUUGUCUCCAUAUCAAAUCCUUCAUGAGUGCCUUAAAAGAAACCAUGGAAUGGGUGACACAUCCAUAAAGUUUGAAGUGAUUCCUGGUAAAAAUCAGAAGAGCGAAUACGUCAUGACUUGUGGGAAGCACACUGUGCGUGGCUGGUGUAAAAAUAAGCGAGUUGGAAAACAGCUGGCAUCUCAGAAGAUCCUUCAGCUGCUUCACCCUCAUGUGAAAAACUGGGGCUCCUUGUUGCGCAUGUAUGGUAGAGAGAGCAGUAAGAUGGUAAAGCAGGAAACUUCUGACAAAAGCGUGAUAGAGCUUCAGCAGUAUGCCAAAAAGAACAAGCCAAAUCUACACAUUCUGAACAAGUUACAGGAAGAAAUGAGGAAAUUGGCACAAGAAAGGGAGGAAACACGAAAGAAGCCCAAGAUGACGAUUGUAGAAUCUGCUCAACCUGGUAGCGAACCUCUCUGUACAGUUGAUGUGUGACCAGAAAACGUAAACAAUUGGGGAGCAAUAAAUAAGCAGCGAGAGCUAGUAUUUUCCAACUAUUAUUUAAGAAUUGGUUUUGAGAAUGCAAAACAACGUAAACAGUCCAAGCUGCUUCAAAUAUGCAUCGUUCUUCAUCAGGGCAAUAGUACUUUUGUGUUUUUUUGAGCUUUUAACCUCUGAGAGAUACACUUAUACAAGAGGGCAAAAAUCUCUGCUUGAGCACAGAGGGGCACGCAGGUACACACACACAGGAUAAGCUGAAGCAAGCCCCCCUCCAAACUAUACAUGCUGUCUUGAGUGGAUGUUUUAAGUAUCAAAUUCAGAAUGUCUAUGUAAAAGGUGGAAUGAAUGUAUCAGGUGGGAAUAUAACUGUACGUGCUCUUGUGUGAACACGCUGUCAACUGUUUUUCUGAAGAGCUCUGCUGCCGUUCAGCACAUAAUGACAUGCACUGAUAAAGACACUUUUUGACAACUAUGACGAAAAAGUGGAAAAGCAAUGUUCCUCUUGCCACAAGGGUUAGACCUGUAGCGCUGCUUUCAUUGUAUUGUGCAGGCUUCAGAUUUCUGACAGCCUGCUGCAUCAGUGUCCUUUAAAGUAGGGUAUCCAACAGCAUUGAGUCCACCUUUUAUCUGGGAUAUCUCUCCCUCCCUCUCGAAAGCGUAGUGAGCCAUGCUUGUUUACAGACAAGACAGAUUGAGAGAGCAUCUGGCUAUCAAUUUGCCCCCUACAAUGAUUUUUAAAUGACUGCGUGGGAUUGACACAGCACCCUUCAUUCUUUUAAUCUAUUUGUUUGGUGAGGCUUGUGGAAAGAUCUUCAAGAUUGUACAGCCACAUUUGCUGACUUGCCUCUGGAGUAAUUCUUAAACCUCCUUUUCAAAAGCAAUCUAAAAACACUGACAACACUUGAAUAGAAAUUUAAUCCCAACAUCCUGGACACUAUAGUCUUAAUCCAAUAGUAUUGAAUCAGGACUUUAGUCAUUUGCUUUACAUGAGCUUUACAGAAAAGAAAUUCUUUACUUUGUAACUCGUCAGUGCUCAUUAAAAAAAAAUCACUGGAUUAACCUUUAAACAUCAUUUUAAAAAGUUGUCACAGGUUUUGUUUUUACUAAAUGUUUUUAGCAUUGGCAGAGUAAUUUCUGCUGUGGAAACUAUUAGAAUGUAAAUUUGGGAUACAUCAGAGAGGACUAAAGAUUUUCUAAACAAGUUGUAUCAAGAUGAAAUAAAGAACACGAAUAUGCAAA